GCGAACGCUUAAGGACACCGCGCCAGUUCUUCCCUUCCUUUCUUCCGAGAUGGAAAGAGGAGCUCCUAGCUCACUUAAGCCGGGGUAGGGCUGGUUCUCCUUUCCGAGCCAAAAUCCCAGGCGAUGGUGAAUUAUGAACGUGCCACACCAUGAAGCUCUUGUGGCAGGUAACUGUGCACCACACCUGGAAUGCCGUCCUGCUCCCCGUCGUCUACCUCACGGCGCAAGUGUGGAUUCUGUGUGCAGCCAUCGCUGCUGCCGCCUCCGCCGGGCCCCAGAACUGCCCGUCUGUCUGCUCGUGCAGUAACCAGUUCAGCAAGGUGGUGUGCACCCGCCGGGGCCUCUCCGAGGUCCCUCAGGGUAUUCCUUCCAACACCCGGUACCUCAACCUCAUGGAAAACAACAUCCAGAUGAUCCAGGCCGACACCUUCCGCCACCUCCACCACCUGGAGGUCCUGCAGCUGGGCAGGAACUCCAUCCGGCAGAUCGAGGUGGGGGCCUUCAACGGCCUGGCCAGCCUCAACACCCUGGAGCUGUUUGACAACUGGCUGACAGUCAUCCCGAGCGGGGCCUUUGAAUACCUGUCCAAGCUGCGGGAGCUCUGGCUGCGCAACAACCCCAUAGAAAGCAUCCCCUCUUAUGCCUUCAACCGGGUGCCCUCCCUCAUGCGCCUGGACUUGGGGGAGCUCAAGAAGCUAGAGUACAUCUCUGAGGGGGCUUUUGAGGGACUGUUCAACCUCAAGUACCUGAACUUGGGCAUGUGCAACAUUAAAGAUAUGCCCAACCUCACCCCCCUGGUGGGGCUGGAGGAGCUGGAGAUGUCAGGAAACCACUUCCCUGAGAUCAGGCCUGGCUCCUUCCAUGGCCUGAGCUCCCUCAAGAAGCUAUGGGUCAUGAACUCACAGGUCAGCCUGAUUGAGCGGAACGCUUUUGAUGGGCUGGCCUCCCUGGUGGAACUCAACUUGGCCCACAAUAACCUCUCUUCUUUGCCCCAUGACCUCUUCACCCCACUGAGGUACCUGGUGGAGUUGCACCUACACCACAAUCCUUGGAACUGUGAUUGUGACAUUCUGUGGCUAGCCUGGUGGCUUCGAGAGUACAUACCCACCAAUUCCACCUGCUGUGGCCGCUGUCAUGCUCCCUUGCACAUGCGAGGCCGCUACCUGGUGGAGGUGGACCAGGCCUCCUUCCAGUGCUCUGCCCCCUUCAUCAUGGAUGCACCUCGGGACCUCAAUAUCUCUGAGGGUCGGAUGGCAGAACUUAAGUGUCGGACUCCCCCCAUGUCCUCCGUGAAGUGGCUGCUGCCCAAUGGGACAGUGCUCAGCCACGCCUCCCGCCACCCACGGAUCUCUGUCCUCAACGACGGCACCUUGAACUUCUCCCAUGUGCUGCUCUCAGACACUGGGGUAUACACAUGCAUGGUGACCAACGUGGCGGGCAACUCCAAUGCCUCGGCCUACCUCAACGUGAGCACGGCCGAGCUCAACACCUCCAACUACAGCUUCUUCACCACUGUCACAGUGGAGACCACUGAGAUCUCGCCUGAGGAUACAACACGGAAGUACAAGCCCGUUCCUACUACGUCCACUGGUUACCAGCCGGCAUAUACCACCUCUACCACGGUGCUCAUUCAGACCACCCGUGUGCCCAAGCAGGUGGCAGUAACCGCGACGGACACCAAUGAUAAGAUGCAGACCAGCCUGGAUGAAGUCAUGAAGACCACCAAGAUCAUCAUUGGCUGCUUUGUGGCAGUGACUCUGCUAGCUGCUGCCAUGUUGAUUGUCUUCUAUAAACUUCGCAAGCGGCACCAGCAGAGGAGUACAGUCACAGCUGCCCGGACUGUUGAGAUUAUCCAGGUGGAUGAAGACAUCCCAGCAGCGGCAUCUGCAGCAGCAACAGCAGCUCCAUCCGGUGUAUCAGGUGAGGGGGCAGUCGUGCUGCCCACAAUUCAUGACCAUAUUAACUACAACACCUACAAACCAGCACAUGGGGCCCACUGGACAGAAAACAGUCUGGGGAACUCUCUGCACCCCACAGUCACCACUAUCUCUGAACCUUAUAUCAUUCAGACCCAUACCAAGGACAAGGUACAGGAAACUCAAAUAUGACUCCCCCCGCCCCAAACUUAUAAAAUGCAAUAGAAUGCACACACACACAAGACAGCAACUUUUGUACAGAGUGGGGA
This is a messenger RNA of Eubalaena glacialis (North Atlantic right whale), 2185 nucleotides long. RefSeq names its product leucine rich repeat containing 4 (gene LRRC4). Gene Ontology annotation, cellular component: glutamatergic synapse; postsynaptic density membrane; plasma membrane. Gene Ontology annotation, biological process: excitatory synapse assembly; postsynaptic density protein 95 clustering; modulation of chemical synaptic transmission. Bases 150 to 2108 code for a protein of 652 amino acids. The transcript has 2 exons. Gene Ontology annotation, molecular function: protein binding. The record is from RefSeq and is a predicted model, not a curated record. NCBI's taxonomy places the organism in Eukaryota, Metazoa, Chordata, Mammalia, Artiodactyla, Balaenidae.